CUUCAACGUCUGUCCCCAGAACUGCUCCGGCAGAGGGGAAUGUCGGCCCGUGAACGGCAGCCAAGCGGUUGAAUGUGAGUGUUGGGAGCAUUGGAAAGGAGAGGCCUGCGAUAUUCCCAAUUGCCCAGAAGAGUGCGGCUUCCCUGAAAGGGGUCAGUGCAGCGUGAACGGAACUCAGGGCUGCAUCUGUUACCCGGGCUGGCAAGGUGUUGACUGCUCGGUUCCUGUUCCAUCGAAUCGCUCCUUUUGGACCCGGGAUGAAUUCUACGUCCCCAAACUCCCGCGGGCGUCUCACAAAGCCGUGGUCCAAGACGAGGUCAUGUGGGUGAUCGGUGGCUACAUGUUCAAUCACACGGACUCUCAGAUGGUCUUGGCGUAUAACCUGGAGUCCAGAGAAUGGAUGACCCUGGGCGGUUCUGUGAACACCGUGGGGAUCAGAUACGGCCAUUCGAUAGCCUUACACGAAAACAAAAUCUACAUGUACGGAGGCAAGGUAGACGAGAGCGGCAACGUAACCAGUCAGCUCUGGCUGUUCCACAUCUCCAACCCCACAAACACCUGGAGCAUUUUACAAACCAGAGGAGCCCUGGUGCAAGGAGGAUAUGGCCACAGCAGUGUGUACGACCCACCCUCCGGGUCCAUCUAUACGCAUGGAGGUUACAAGGCUUUCAGCGCGAACAAAUACAGGCUGACGGACGACCUGUACAAAUACGAAGUUCGUAAGUACAAGUGGACUAUUUUGAAAGAGAGCAGAUUCUCCCGCUAUCUCCAUUCGGCCUUGAUCAUCAGCGGGACCAUGUUGGUUUUCGGAGGCAACACCCACAACGACACCUCCAUGAGUCAGGGGGCGAAAUGCUUCUCUUCAGACUUCAUGGCCUACGAUAUAGCUUGCGAUCGUUGGUCGGUGCUUCCUCCCCCCGAUCUCCCCCACGACAUCAACCGGUUUGGACACUCGGCGGUGCUGAGGAAUAACACCAUGUACCUCUUCGGAGGCUUCAACAGCCUGCUUUUGAGCGACCUCGUGAAAUACACGCCCGAAAGCUGCGAAGCGUACCUCACUAAGGUCUCCUGCUUAAAGGCGGGCCCUGGCGUCCGAUGUGUCUGGAACGCCUCGGUUUCCCAGUGCCUCCCGUGGGAAGGGGCCCCCACACAGCAAGAACGCAAAACGAAUGACGAAUGCCCUUCUUGGCUGGCUGUGGAGCACGAAAAGUGCGACCAGAUCACCGACUGCUACAGCUGCACAGCCAACACCAACUGGUGCCACUGGUGCACGGACCAGUGCCUGUCCAAGAACAGCAACUGCUCGGAAGACCAGACCCCCAUUGCCGCCUUCGAAAGCUGCCCCAAGGACCACCCGGCCUUCUACUGCAACAAGAAGAGCAGUUGCAAGAGCUGCAGCCUGGACCAGAACUGCCAGUGGGAAGCCCGGAACCAGGAGUGCAUCGCUCUGCCCGAAAACAUCUGUGGGGCCACGUGGCACCUGGUGGGGAACUCCUGCCUGAGGAUCACCAACACAAAAGACAGCUACGACAACGCCAAGCUGGCCUGCCGGAGUCACAACGCCGCUCUGGCCUCCCUCACCACGCCGAAGAAGGUGGAGUUUCUCCUGAAGGAGCUGCAGAAGACCCAGUCCACACCCAAAGCCUUGACACCCUGGGUCGGAUUGCGAAAGAUCAACAUCUCCUACUGGUGCUGGGAAGACAUGUCCCCCUUCACCAACACCCUGCUCCGGUGGCUUCCGGGGGAGCCCAGCGACAUCGGCUUCUGCAGCUACUUAGCGGAGGCCAGCAGCCAGGGCCUGAAGGCCGCCACCUGCAUCAACCUGGUCAACGGCAGCGUCUGCGAGCGGCCAGCCAACCACAGCGCCAAGCAGUGCCGCACCCCCUGCGGCCUGAGGGUGGCGUGCAGCGAAUGCACCAGCAGCAACUCCGAGUGCAUGUGGUGCAGCAACAAGAAGCAGUGCGUGGACUCCAACGCCUACGUGGCCUCCUUCCCUUACGGCCAGUGCCUGGAAUGGCACACCGUCAGCAGCUGCCCACCCGAAAACUGCUCCGGCUACUUCACCUGCAGCCACUGCCUGGAGCAACCGGGCUGCGGCUGGUGCACGGAUCCCAGUAACACCGGCAAGGGCCGAUGCAUGGAAGGCUCUUCCAGGGCUCCGAUGAAGAUGCCGGUGGCCUCGGCGCCCUCGGCAGGAAAAGCCUAUCCAGACCCGGUCCUGGACGCCAGCCUGUGCCUGACGGAGACCAAAUAUAACUGGUCCUUCAUCCAGUGUCCAGCCUGCCAGUGUAACGGGCACAGCAAAUGUAUCAACGAGAGCAUCUGCGAGCGGUGUGAAAACCUGACGACCGGCAGGCACUGCGAGACGUGCAUCUCCGGAUACUAUGGAGACCCCACGAACGGCGGGACCUGCCAGCCCUGCAAGUGCAACGGCCACGCCUCCGUCUGCAACGCCAACACCGGGAAGUGCUUCUGCACCACCAAAGGGAUCAAAGGAGAAGAGUGCCAGCUGUGUGAAGUCGAGAAUCGAUACCAGGGUAACCCUCUCAAAGGAACCUGCUACUACACCCUCCUGAUUGACUAUCAAUUCACCUUCAGUCUGUCCCAAGAAGACGACCGCUAUUACACAGCCAUCAAUUUUGUGGCCACCCCGGAAGAGCCAAACCGAGACCUGGAUAUGUUCAUCAACGCUUCGAAAAACUUCAACCUUAACAUCACCUGGUCGACCAGCUUUGCAGCCGGUACGCAGGCCGGAGAGGAGAUCCCCGUGGUUUCCAAAAACCAGAUCAAGGAGUAUAAGGACAGCUUCUCCAACGAGAAAUUUGAUUUCCGCAACAACCCGAACAUCACGUUCUUCGUCUACGUCAGCAACUUCACCUGGCCGAUAAAAAUACAGAUUGCAUUUUCACAGCACAGUAACUUUAUGGAUCUGGUGCAGUUCUUUGUCACCUUUUUCAGCUGCUUCUUGUCUCUGCUCCUGGUGGCUGCCGUGGUUUGGAAGAUUAAGCAAAGCUGCUGGGCCUCAAGGAGGAGAGAG
This is a messenger RNA of Protobothrops mucrosquamatus (brown spotted pit viper), 3037 nucleotides long. It is a transcript of the gene ATRN, whose product is annotated as attractin. NCBI's taxonomy places the organism in Eukaryota, Metazoa, Chordata, Lepidosauria, Squamata, Viperidae. The record is from RefSeq and is a predicted model, not a curated record. Gene Ontology annotation, cellular component: Golgi apparatus. The annotation marks the transcript as partial. The transcript has 22 exons. Gene Ontology annotation, molecular function: protein binding.